AUGGCGGCCCGAGGGGGCUGCAGGUUUUGGACCACCUUGCUCAAAGGGAACGACUAUGUUUUUGACGAACACCACGAAGUCGUCUACUUCUCGAAAUAUUUAGAAGCACAUGUGACUCCCGAUCAGCACCGCAUCAACGAAGAGCUUGGUGAAUUUUACAACGAUGACGACGGUAAAAUCAUGCUAUCUUAUAUUGCCUCGAGUGGCGUGCAACCUUCAAUAACUUUCAAACUCGGUCGAGGGCCAGGUCAAGUUACAAACUUUCACAUCUGGGUACAUCCUGACGAACGACUGCGGUCCCUCCUCUCCCCUGCUCUACCUCCAAAUCUCGCGCCUAAAUCAGAGCUAAGCUUCUACCGCGCACGCACAUGGAUACAAGAGUGUCUCAGCAAGCACAAAGACUGCAAUCUUAGAGUUCCUGAAGAAGCGAAUUUCAUACCGAGGCGCGUACUAAAAGUGCAGAAAGGCACCAGUGGGCCUCUUGUACGACUUGUUUCCCAACCUGCAGCGCAGCGAUAUGUCACUUUGAGCUACUGUUGGGGUGGCGACCAGCCAGCGAAACUUGUAAAGGACAAGGUUGCAGCUUAUAGCGCUGGCAUACCUUUCCAAUCGCUUCCUCGGGCUAUACAAGACGCAAUUCUGGUCACUAUUGGCAUCGAUAUCUCGUAUCUCUGGGUGGAUGCACUCUGCAUCAUUCAGGAUGACGAUGAUGACAAGGCCGAUCAGAUUAUACAAAUGCACAGAAUCUAUCAAUAUUCUCAUGCAACGAUCGCGGCAUCAGUAUCCCGGGGCAGCACGGAUGGUUUCUUGCACAACAGGCAAGAAUUACGCCCGAUAAAGAUGAGUGGUAGGUUGGAUGACAACGUAUUUGGAGAUUUUGUCUUUUCGCCGGGGAUACUCGAACAGGAAGGGAUUUUUCCAGAAGCCAGUCUCCCUCUGUUCCAGCGGGCUUGGACGUUUCAGGAAACACAUUUGCCAAGACGAAUACUGUCGUAUGGCCACCAGGGCCUCACCUACCGGUGCUUAUUCACCACACAUACCGAAGGAGUAGCCAAGGUUGAUGAUAUCAAUAUCGACAUGGCAAUCGACCCUGGAAACUCUCGUUACAAUACUUUACCCCAUCCUGACAGCUGGCACGCCAUUAUAGCCGCAUACACCCAACGCCAGCUCACUGUCGCGUCAGACAAGUUGCUUGGAAUAGCCGCUCUGGCGGCCGAGUACUCUAGACAAAAGGGGACUACAGAGUAUUAUGCAGGCUUAUGGGAAGAAGACUUUCAUACUCAACUGCUUUGGGUAACCUACAAUGAAGAAUCGUCUCCCAAAUCACGACACGGGCAAUAUAUUGCGCCAUCUUGGUCUUGGGCCAGUACCAACUAUCCCGUCUGGGUGCAUGAUGACUUUGCGCAUUGGGCCGAUAUGUUGGAACACGGCUUGGAACAACCUUGCCCUCCCCUGGAUCAUUUCUGUACGCUUCUGGACGCAAAUAUCAGCCUUGUUGACUCGAGAAGUCCGUUUGGAAUGGUGUCUGCUGGUUUUAUCAAAGUCCGCGCAAAGACCAAGAGAAUCGCAAUCCACGUCAGCCACGAGUCACCGUCUUUGAAGGUCGCUGGUCGAGACGUUUUGAUGACUUCAGACGAGUGCCUUGACAAGUGGCCUCAGUCUGGAGGCUAUGAUCCCAGAUUUUUCUUCAAUCUUGACUAUCCAGCCGAGGUCGUUGAUGGACAUGUUUACAGUGCUAUCGAGAUUUGUGGUGUUACGAGUGCAGGGUCCGAGGAUGACAGUGACGAGGAGCAAGAUGAGAAGCUGGCAGGACGAAGUUAUGGACUCUUACUUGAGAUGGUUGGGAGUGAUACAUAUCGCCGUCUGGGUCUCAUUACACUAUCAAGACAGGAUGUAUGGGGUUGGGUGUUUGAUAUACCCGAGUCGCAAGAAGUCAUUAUUGUUUGA
This is a messenger RNA of Pestalotiopsis fici W106-1, 1947 nucleotides long. RefSeq lists its product as uncharacterized. NCBI's taxonomy places the organism in Eukaryota, Fungi, Ascomycota, Sordariomycetes, Amphisphaeriales, Sporocadaceae. The record is from RefSeq and is a predicted model, not a curated record. The transcript has 2 exons. Bases 1 to 1947 code for a protein of 648 amino acids.